Messenger RNA from Trichomycterus rosablanca, 725 nucleotides. It is a transcript of the gene elof1, whose product is annotated as elongation factor 1. The record is from RefSeq and is a predicted model, not a curated record. The transcript is spliced from 4 exons. Gene Ontology annotation, molecular function: RNA polymerase II complex binding. NCBI's taxonomy places the organism in Eukaryota, Metazoa, Chordata, Actinopteri, Siluriformes, Trichomycteridae. Gene Ontology annotation, cellular component: transcription elongation factor complex. Gene Ontology annotation, biological process: transcription elongation by RNA polymerase II. Bases 123 to 374 code for a protein of 83 amino acids.
UCUACAUUCAUACAGAGAAGAAAUCCAGGACGUAGCUGUGUUGUUUACUGGUCGGUCGAGCCGUUAUUGUUCUCUGUGCGGUUCCUGCGUUUGUAUCUUUCUAACAGGAUUAUUUGUUAUCCAUGGGUCGUAGAAAGUCAAAACGAAAGCCUCCUCCUAAAAAGAAAAUGACCGGAAACCUGGACACACAGUUCACCUGCCCCUUUUGUAACCACGAGAAAUCUUGUGAUGUUAAAAUGGAAAGAAGUCGAAACACAGGAAUAAUAUCAUGUACUGUGUGCCUGGAGGAGUUCCAGACGCCCAUUACCUAUCUCUCAGAACCAGUGGAUGUAUACAGUGAUUGGAUAGACGCUUGUGAAGCAGCCAACCAGUAACUCAUCUCAUGGGACCACAAAAGAAAACAGUAUGGCCCCAUCAUCAAGUGUUUUUCCCCAUCCCAACAAUGCAUUACCAGUGACAGUAAUGCCCUGUUUUUUGUUUGUCCCAUAUUGGAAUGUGAUGUAUUUAAGUCAUACUACACUGCUUUAAUUUUGUUAGUUACACAUUUGACAACAUAAAUUAAUCAUAAUGUUUAUGAAUUAAUGAGUUGGUAGCUCCAACACAGACCCAACUUUUUCUUUUAAAAACUUGUAAACUUUGAGUUUGUCUUAUGUUGUUGGGUGAUUUAUGAUUUUAUAUAAAUAAUGUUUGGGUAAUUGUAUGUCAAUAAACAAUUCUGCAUACUC